Molecule: messenger RNA, 1485 nt
Organism: Monodelphis domestica (gray short-tailed opossum)
Lineage: Eukaryota; Metazoa; Chordata; Mammalia; Didelphimorphia; Didelphidae
Gene: CHMP3
Product: charged multivesicular body protein 3
Biological process (GO): vacuolar transport
Source: RefSeq, a predicted model, not a curated record
AAAUCAGUAGAUUCCAUCUUUCGGUAUAACUGCCCUUCUCUCCAUUACAUUCUUACAUCUAGACAAUCAGACAAUAAAUCAAAGGGACAACGCUGAACAACAUCUCUGGCUAGGGUGGAAGUUGCCGCUCUAGCUCUAUUUUCUGCCAGACUGCCCUCCCGCUCUUUUGCAGUUCUAGUUUUUGCCCAGUCUAUAGCCCCGAGGCGUAACGCAUUUGCGCAUGCGCAAGACAAUCGCAGGGGUCAGGGGAAAAGCCUUUGAUAGGACCCCGCCCCUUAGCCACGCAACUCUUUUUUGCGCCUGCGCUGCGCGCCUGCGCCCAGCUCUCUUAGUCGCCGCCGCCUCCGCCGCUUCCUCCUUCUGGAACCGGCUCCUUGGCCCCCGUCCCGGGGGCCCCACCCAGGCGGCCGCGGCGCCCGUGACAGGAAGGCGUAAGGGGUCGGAAACGUGGCGUACGCAAUGGGGCUCUUUGGAAAGACGCAAGAGAAGCCUCCCAAGGAGCUGGUCAAUGAAUGGUCAUUGAAGAUCAGAAAAGAAAUGAGAGUAGUUGAUAGGCAAAUAAGAGAUAUACAGAGAGAAGAAGAAAAAGUGAAGCGAUCCGUGAAGGAUGCUGCCAAAAAAGGCCAAAAGGAUGUUUGUGUAAUUCUAGCCAAGGAGAUGAUCAGAUCAAGAAAGGCUGUGAGCAAACUGUAUGCAUCAAAGGCACAUAUGAAUUCUGUUCUCAUGGGCAUGAAGAACCAACUGGCUGUCCUUCGAGUGGCUGGCUCCUUACAGAAGAGCACGGAAGUGAUGAGGGCCAUGCAAAGCCUAGUGAAGAUCCCAGAGAUCCAGGCCACCAUGAGGGACCUGUCCAAAGAGAUGAUGAAGGCGGGGAUCAUAGAGGAAAUGCUAGAAGACACUUUUGAAAGCAUGGACGAUCAGGAAGAAAUGGAGGAAGCAGCCGAAAUGGAGAUCGACAAGAUUCUCUUUGAGAUCACAGCAGGGGCCUUGGGCAAAGCCCCCAGCAAAGUCACAGACGAUCUUCCCGAGCCUGAGCUCAAAGGCGCCACCGCAGCCGCCGAGGAGGACGAGGAGGAGGAAGAUGAUCUGGAAGCCAUGCAGUCCCGACUGGCCACCCUCCGAAGCUAGGUGGGUACGCCCAGCCUGUCCGCCGUGGGGGUUUGUUUGGCCGCCUGGUGGACGCCCCGCCGUGGACAUGGACAGCUUUUUACAUGUCUCCUGUAAAAUACUUUUGCAUUUGUUAUCACGUUAGAGGAUUCUUUCUACGGGUUUCUGUGGAGCUCUCCCCAAGGGCAGCGUGGGGUCGUCACGGGUGUGAGGGGUUCCAGAUCAAAACGUGUCCAACUGGAGAACCGUCCUUUGAAGCAAGUCGUGGCUUCCCACAAAGCACUUUUACGGAUUCUGCUGCCAGAACGCUAAGUGUUCUGUACAUUUUUCUGAAAAACACUAGAAUGGCUUUUAAUAAAUUUCUGCUUUAAGACUGGC